UCAUUCAUACUAAAAAUUUGAGACGGAUGCGAUCUGUUUCUAAAAGUGUCGGGUUUCAGUACACACAUAAAUAUUCGAUCACAGGUAUUCACGGAUGUAAACACUAUAAAGUUUGAAUCACAGAGCUGUAUUUGUGUAGAUUAUCCGCCUGUAUGUAUAACGUGAUAUGCUUAGAAGAUGACACCUUCCUGUGCAAGCACCAUACAUGUAUUUUGUUCCUGUCAUAUGAACCGAAAAUGUAGGAUAUUAUUUUUUAUGAUCGUUUUUGCGCCGUUUUUCCUAUUUGUAACAGUUUAUUACAACUGGCCAGUUUUUCAUGUGUUCAUAAACCAAGAUAUAAUGAGUCCUUGUGUUCUUCCGCAGUUCGACUUUUACGAUUCAUCCAUUGCUAAUUUCUUCUGGAAGCCGGAUCCAGUUAAGUGUGAACCAUGGGAUGCUCUUAUGUUAAUAGAUUCAGAUGGGAUGUUACAAUUCAAUAGUUCUGCAGUUAAGGCGUCGGGAUAUGAUGAUUUGAAGUGUGUCUACAAAAAAGUAGUUCGUGUCGGAGACUUCAAUGUAACAUUUACUGAAGAGACGGUAUUCAAGAAACCAGUUUACAUACCUCAUGAUAUUAUAUAUGUACAAUGUAAACAGAACGAUAAAUUAGUUUAUGACAACCUUCAUUUUCAUAUAGAUAAUAAAUCAAUUUUACAACAAAAAAAUUUAGGAACCGAAAAUCAGGACGAAUUAAGUAUUUAUAUGUUUGGAUUAGAUUCUUUAUCGCAUUUACUUGCUGAACGUAAGAUGCCACUGACUAUGAACUAUCUAAGAGACAAUCUUGGUGCGUAUAUUUUAAACGGCUACACAAAAGUAGGUGACAAUUCGCACCCGAAUUUAGUUGCCCUGUAUACUGGGACUACAGGAGGCAGCGAGUUGCCGGGAGUAAAUAUAGAUACAAUGCCUUUUGUGUGGAAGAAUUUCUCCGCUAAAGGUUAUGUUGACAUGUAUUGCGAAGAUUGGCCAAGUAUUGCCACAUUUACUAACUUCACUGUUCCGCCAGCCCAUCAUUAUUUUCGACCAUUUUUUCUGGCAGCAGAAAAAAUCCGCACGCAAUCAAUACGUAAUGUUAGAAGAUUGUUGCUAUUUUUAGAACAUCAUAACUUCAGAUUAAAAGAUGUUUCAUUUUUAUGUUUUGGCAACACACCGAAGCAUCAGCUUGUUAUAGACUAUUAUAAAAGAUUUAUCGAAUCCUAUGGGAACAAGAAAAAGAUCGCAGUUUCAUUCUUGAAUGAGAUUGGACAUGAUUUUCUUAAUUUCUAUGAGCAUGGUGAUAGAGACACAAUGAAAUUGUUCAAGUGGAUGAAAGAAAGUAAAAAACUUGAUAACGGCGUUAUCGUUCUUUACGCAGAUCAUGGACCGAGGUAUAGCGAAAUUCAAAACACUGGUAUAGGUCGUGUAACCAGCAUGAUGCCAACUUUAGCAAUAUAUAUACCUAAACAAAUACGGGACCGUUUUCCGCAUUUACAUGCAAAUUUAAUGAAAAAUACAGAAAGACUCACAACACCAUUUGACGUACACGAAACGUUAAUGGAUAUCUUAAAUAAAAAUUUCCAGGUUCAAAAACCAGUUGAUAUUCGUAAAAGUAUCCCAAGAGGUAUAAGUCUCUUUCGGGAAAUUCCGGAAAGCCGAAGCUGCAAUCAGGCAGGAAUUCCCGAACAUUAUUGUCCAUGUUAUUCAUCAAAAUUAAUUAAUAUUAAAGAUCCUGUGGUAAGGGAGGUUUCUUUAUAUAUUGUCGAUAAAAUAAACCAUAUUCUUGAACAUGAUUUACACCGUUGUGCCAAAUUGACAUUAAACACAACACAUCGCGCUUCGCUCGUGAAAUCAAACUUUGUGCGCGACAAAGCUGUAGAAGAAUGGUCGUUACGAACGUUUGUCUAUACCUCCUCAGAAGACAGACGGUAUCUUAUAGCAUUAGAUACUUUCCCAAGUAAGGGUAAAUUUGAAGCUACUGUUCAAUAUAAUGGCAAAUCUGAUAUGAAACUGUUAGGGGAUAUAAGUAGAAUAAACAAAUACGGAAAUCAGUCGAGUUGUAUACCAGACAUUCGUGAUCAACUAAAACUAUACUGUUUCUGCAUAAAAUAA
Molecule: messenger RNA, 2121 nt
Organism: Mytilus trossulus (common blue mussel)
Lineage: Eukaryota; Metazoa; Mollusca; Bivalvia; Mytilida; Mytilidae
Exons: 3
Coding region: 178-2121 (647 amino acids)
Source: RefSeq, a predicted model, not a curated record